Messenger RNA from Arabidopsis arenosa, 1762 nucleotides. NCBI's taxonomy places the organism in Eukaryota, Viridiplantae, Streptophyta, Magnoliopsida, Brassicales, Brassicaceae. The record is from the annotation of a GenBank genome assembly.
UCCGCUCAAUUCGAUCCGACCCUUUAACAAUGGUUGGUCUAACUCCAGCUGAGGAUCGUUCAAAGAUUGCCUUUUUCGACGUCGAGACGACAAUUCCGUUCCGAGUUGGUCAAGGGUACGCGAUUCUAGAGUUUGGAUCGAUCCUGGUUUGCCCCAAGAAGCUUGUGGAGCUUCGAAACUACUCUGUCCUGGUUCGACCCGCUAAUCUCAAGCUCAUCACGCCUCGCUCCGUGAAGUGCAACGGCAUCAAACGAGAAGACGUUGAAUCAGCUCCUACGUUUGCAGAUAUCGCCGAUACUGUUUACGAUAUUCUCCAUGGAAGGAUAUGGGCAGGUCACAACAUAUUGAAGUUUGAUUGUCCAAGGAUAAGAGAAGCAUUUGCUGAGAUUGGACGAGAUCCACCUGAGCCAAAGGGCACUAUUGACUCGUUGGCUUUGCUUACUCAAAGGUUUGGGAGAAGAGCUGGUGAUAUGAAGAUGGCGACUUUGGCUGCAUACUUUGGACUUGGCAACCAGACGCAUAGGAGUCUGGACGAUGUCAGGAUGAAUCUCGAGGUUCUCAAGUAUUGUGCCACUGUUUUGUUCUUGGAGUCCAGUCUUCCAGAUGAACUAAUAGAGAACUCGGUUACUACUACUACUCCAGAAACAAGUUCAAGAAGGCGUAGGAAUAUCAAAACAUCUCCUCUGCAAUCUCCUGCUGAUCAUCAGACAGGAGAGAAUAGUACAACUAUACCUAUUUUAUCAUUUGUUUCAUCCGCAGAAGCUCAAACGGAUCCGUUUGAUAUGAGCACUUUGAGGAACGAAAUAGCCCCAGAGGUUCUUCAAUCAGAUGUUCCCAUGGAAGAAGAACAAAAUCAGCAGUCUGAGACUGUUACCUCUGAGGGUACCUGUGACCAGGAAAGAUUCUUGGAGCUAGAUAAAAUGUCUAUUUCAAGUAUCAGAGCAACUCAUGUCCCAUUAUAUGACGGGAGUCAAACAAUGAAGGUACAGCUCUGCCUUGGGGACAGACCCCUUCAGCUCCAUUGUCCUCAUCUGAAAGUACGGUUUGGAAUCAAUGGGAAAUUUAUGGAUAAAGCUGGGAGACGGAGGUUGAACUUUGUAGUUGAUCUGUAUCCAAGUCUCAGCAACGUACUUCAAGAAUGUGACAAUGCUGCACAGACAAUAUCUGUUGAUUCAGGCAGCGAUUCUGACUGGAACCCUGCGGUCAUUCCAAUGAAAGGAUUUCUGAACUGUCCCACCGCAAGGAUACAUAUACCGACAGAGUUAAAUGGAGAUGUAGACCGGUAUGCAGCUGAGAUACACCAGAAAGAGUUCUCUGGAGCUAUUGCUACUCAGAAACUCAUUUCAAGCAACCCGAAGGCUGGGGAGAUUGAGUCUUUGUUGAAUCCGGGAACUGUUCUCGAUGCUUUCUUGUCUCUGGAGCCAUAUGAUUAUCAGCAGAGAGCUGGAAUUCGUCUAGUUGCUAGAAAGCUUGUUAUACAUUAGUAAACCUUACUCAAUGGCCCACCAUAGAGACUAAAGAAAUCAGAGUUUAGUGGACUGUAGAGAUUUAUUUAUGUAGUCAUGAAAGAAACACACAUAAAUCUUAGUUGUUUUACAAUAACAGACUAUAUAACUACUGCUGUUCCUGACAGUAGAUAUAUAGCUGAUUCUGUUCUUAGUUUCAAAUUACUUGCAAUCCAGAUUUAGAUUUUCAUAUGCUUCUUGUUUGUACCGAAUUUCAUUUGUAGUCUUGUGUCCAUGAGUAAAGAGAGAAGCUUUAA